Tuber aestivum (summer truffle) is the source of this 7833-nucleotide messenger RNA. Lineage: Eukaryota; Fungi; Ascomycota; Pezizomycetes; Pezizales; Tuberaceae. The record is from the annotation of a GenBank genome assembly.
GUGGUGACUGCCCGUUCUCAAAAUCCUCCUAGCAAUCAGGAUUAUCAACUCUAUCGAAUCCAAACAGAUUGCACCGCGCCAUAAAUCUCUACCGCAAAGAUGGAUUCAAGCACGGGAUUCUUUCAGUUCAUAUUUUCCGAGCGCCCGAGAGAUUUUAAAGCGGCAUACGAAUCAUUGGAUCACAAACCAUACCAGAUCUUUGACAUUCUCCUGAGCGAGGAGCGCUUCAAAAAUUUCUUCUCAAGGACUGAAGUCUAUGGAGCCAAUCUUGCGAACUUGUUAACUCAAUUCCCCAAUUUCCAGAAAGAUAAUUACAGGAGCUCGCUAUUGCGAGAAAUCAUUAGAGCCUUUACUCUGUCAUUGCUCACCGAAACCUUCGACGAUGCAAAAUCCAGUAGCGCGAUAGCAAGAAUUCUCGUCUCGGUGGUGAAAUUAUCGGACCCAAGCACUUUAGGGAAGUUUGGUGUGAGAUUGGGAGCUCUCCCGGGUAUAUUGCGGAUUUUGAUUGAGAAAGGGCACAUAAGAGAAUUGACCCGAACUCACAAACAGUGCUUUGAAGGGCUCAUUUCUGAAUCUCAGGCCAGGGAACAGUGGGUCCGAUUUAUUAUGGAUCUCUGCAAGGACUGUGGGGUUCACGGGUCGAGGCCUAAGAGAAUCGGCGACGUGGAGUUGGCCAAGUUCAUUCGCACCGUUCCUUGUGAAUUUUGUCCUGACAUUUCCUCCAAUCGUGGGCUGAGCCAGACUUUUGUGGGGGAGCCUUCGCGGGCCCGGAGAGACUCUUAUCAACCAAAUACAGAACCGAAUGCAUUGGAACACCUCUUGGGUGAGCCACUGGGACCAUGGAAGAUCAUUCUUUCACAGCGGGCCAUGGAGGAUCUGGAAGAAGUGAAUGGUCAUGGUACUUGUUCACCAGCGGGGGGUUUUUUUUUGGAGUUUGCUGACGUGGGUUAGGCGACUUUGAGAGUGUUCGACGCAAGUUAUACGAGCUCGCCUCCGGGGACUGGGCUGGGGAAAAGAUACUCCUCCGAGAAACGUGGGGCAACGCACUAGGCUAUCGAAUCCCGUUAUUCAGAGCUCUCUACGCAGGCGAGCAUUAUAUAUUAUGGCAAAUUGAUGCGGAAUUUGAUGAAAGGUUUGGCGAAGACUACCAGGUUAUAAAAGGUUCGGAUGCCCGUAAAAAUAACCUCAUGAGUAGAGAGCUAACAGAGAGUAACCGUGGUUUAGUAUGGGCUGUCGGAAAGCCCCCAAAUGUAUGCACUCCUAGCAUGACAAAGGUAGGAUGAAAUUAAGAUGAAGCAGGUCGACAGGAUUGGUGCACAUGUCCGCCGGGCACAGCAACCCUAUACGGAAGCUCGAGUGGAAGCUUGCAGCCUUUUUGACGGGUCGCGGGGGAUUAGGUAUCCGGCAAGGGUAUUCUUGGACGGCGAGGAAGAGGACCACGGCUAUACAGAGUUGCUCGAUGGCACUAGCGAUGACGAUUUUGGCGAUUCAGCUCAGCUAGGUAAAGUUGAAAUAGCCCUGCUAGAAUGUUCUUCCAUAAGAAUACUAAAUUAGUGGUUAAAAGCAAAAUUUUAUAGUCUCACUACUACUGUUCUGGAUAAUAUUGCCGCUGCACCUAGAAGGGUGGCUUAUCCAGUAGCCAUAUCAAAGGUGGAAGCCGAAGUGGUGGAUCAUUUCGCAACACCAGCAUUCAUUCUUGGGAGAAGUGGGACCGGGAAAACCACCUGCUUAGUCUAUAAGUUAGUGGGAAGGUAUUUAAGCAGCAGGAAGAAUGGAGAACCUUUGAGACAAGUAUGUGAUUGCGGCAUGUCUGAGAUUGGCCAUCCUCUGAGGGUAUAAGGUUGGCUAGGCUAACAGCCAUAGGUAUUGCUUACGAAGUCAAAGAGAUUGGCGUCGAAGUUAAGAACUAAUACCGGCGGAUUAAUUGAAGCGAAAUUGGGAGAAAUGAACGAGCCAGCUGAGGGCAAUUGUGGCAAAAAUGGUGACUUCGAUGACAAUACAAAACAGCAAUUCUCAUCGCUCGGAGAUGCGGAUUUCCCCCUGGUAUGCACUUUCGAUUACUUGUUAAGUCUUAUUGAAAAUAGUAUUAGGUUCGUUACUCUCUUAAACACUUCUCACGCAGUAGGCAUACUAAACCGCCUUAGAGCACAGGAAACCCGGGGAAGAUACAUGAAAAUGGACAGUUCUAAAUGCGCCCGCGAGAUUGACUUCAGGAAGUUCAGCAUCGAGUACUGGGAACGCGUGCCCCCAAAAUUAAAGAAGAGAAUUCCUAAGGGUUUAGCAUUUCUCGAAAUCAUGGGAGUCAUCAAGGGAUCGGUUACGCCGGCUGCAGACUUUGAGCCUUUAUCCCGGGGAGAUUAUUUAGGAAAGCGAUGGAGACUGGCUCCGAAUUUUGCCACAGAGCAGGAGAGAAGCACAGUUUACGACAUAUAUGAAUGGUAUGAACGGGCUAAGAAGAAGCGGGGUGAUAUUGAUCAGGCAGAUAGAGUUAUCAAAGUUAUAAGGACUUUGGAGGCAUUCAAGUCUUCGGAGAUAUCUGAAGAUAUUGAAUUCGAACGGAAUAUCCGAAGGAUACUACACGAGAUUUAUGUGGAUGGUUUGCACCUCGGGAUCAAAAAUACUAGCUUUAGGAGGGGUUUAACAAAAAGCAGAGGUCCAGGACCAGCGAACAUCGGAAAUAGAUAUGCUUUUGACGUUAGUGGAAUAUCCUCGGCGAAUCCAUUUCGGUAUGUUUCUCUCUAUCUUCUGUUUUUCCACUUGGUCCUAGGUUCUCAUCAGCGAACAGCAGGUGAUGCGGCCCAGUGUAUAUCCAAGGACGCUCUAUUCCGGUUUGAAAAUGCGAAAGCCUUGUUUUACGAGCGUUUCAGGGGCACCACUAGCAGCACCAGAGACCUAAGGCCAACAUUGAAGAAAUUAUUGCACAACUUUAGAUCUCACAAGCAGAUUUUGAGCGUUGCUUCCUUAGUGAUGGACCUCUUGUACGGUGGUGCGUGGCUCCUCAGCACCUUCUUCUAUUAUCCAUAGUACUUAUAGGGUAAUUUAGGCUUUCCCGAAUUGGUGGAUGAAUUGCGUCCUGAAAUCGGGAAGAUUCCCGGACCUAAACCUACCCUUUAUAGUAAGAUCACCCUUGCACGAACUACCGUUUUACCUGGCUAAUUUUUGGAGUUGGGGACAACAUAAUAGAGAACCUGAAGAUUGUGGGGGGAAUGGGGGCCCCUCAAACAUCGGAUAACGGGCACAUCAAGUUCCAGGAAUAUGGAGAAGUUCGUGUUAUUCUAGUGCGGGAUGAGGAAACACGUGAUAAACUUCGAACGGAGCUUGGGAGCUCCUGGUUGGUAUUAACAAUCCUCCAGAGCAAGGGCAUGGAGUUCGAGGAUGUUUUCCUCUAUAAUUUUCUUAGUACGGCCUCAUAUAGCGGUAAUUUGGAUAUCUUGGAAGAUCUCUUCAAACGCAGGUAUUUACCGGGUAAGGUUCACUCCAUAAAGAAAUUCUGUGGGGGGAGGGUCUAUAUUACGUACUAAUCCCUUGUAGUUUCGAAAGGCUCACCUCCGAAAGGUUAUUCAGACUGGGUGAAAAACAAUAUUGUGAGUAAAGGGUGACUUAAAUCAUAAAAUAGUUGCUAAUAUCGUGGCAGGCGCUCUGCUCAGAAUUGAAGGUAGAUGGAUAGUCGUGGGAUCUUCGUCUUGGACUUCAUUAAUUCGCUAAUCUUAUGCGGGCGUGAAGAAUUUAUAUGUCGGAGUGACUAGAGCUCGGAACCGCCUAUGGAUACUGGAAAGUAACACAUGUGACCUGGGCCCGGUGGUACGCUUGUUCAAUCAAACGGCAAAUCAGUUAAGACCACGUCGCUACCCAGAACCCAUACUAGAGAUAUUAGCAGAACAAGAUAUAGGAGUAUGUCCAGAACUCCCGUUGGAUUCGCCACUCUAACAUCCAUAGACUUUGGAGCUGCAUAGGCGGUUAUCGACGGGAAGGACCAUCAGUGCUUCUCGGUGGAGAGAAAUGGGGUAUCAAAUGAUUGAUGAUCAGCAAUACCCUGAGGUUCGCUAGUAGAUGUUACGUUUUCAAAGAAUUAGGCUGAUUAUUUCUCUAUUAGGCUCUACGCUGCUUCGAGCAGGCUGAAUAUUCUAGUGGCAUUACAUUGACGAAUGCCUAUAUUAACGAAGAAAUUGGACACACCAACAGGGCUCACCAGUCCUUUGAAGUGGCCAAUGGUUAUUUCAUGAAGGCAUCAGAACUAUUCCUACAAGCCGGUAGCGUGGCGAAGGCGGUUCAAUGCCGGAAGGAAGGAGGCGAUCUGAAGGGUGCGGCAGGUGAGCAUAUCCCAAGGAACCAUUUGAAUAUCGAGGCUUAAAUGUUACAGAGAUUCUUGCCGAUAACGGAGAGUAUGAAGAUGCUGCCUGGCUUUCAGCAGAACUUGGAUUGUUUUCAAAAGCAAGCGAGGUAUAUACGAAACUUGGUAAGCAUGGGAAGGCGCUUGCGGGAUAUGCUCGCGGGAAACGGUUUGCAUCGAUGUUGGACUAUCUCGAAAGGUUUAUACCAGAUCCCCUUUUCUGCUUAGUUCUCAGCGCUCAGAGUGGCAUGAUGGGAUUGGCUAACCACUAGGAACAAUAGGUUUAAAUCGGAAAUUGAGCCUUGUUGUUGGAAACAGUAUGUUCAGCUCCUCUACUUAGGGGAGUUUGGAGAGAGCGAUACGAUUCCGGACGAGCAUGAGAAACGGGUUCUGAAUCUUAUGGGAUCCUUAAAGGAGAAGGAAAUGGUUUUUUCAAGAAUCCACUUGAUGAACAAACUUUUCGACUUGCUCAGCGCUAAUAGCCGAUACAUGAAGGCCUACGAGGUUGGGGUCAGUUCUGGGCUCUUAGGGAGCUCUAUCCGGUUGCUUGGGGACAAAAUCUGGUUAAAAAAUCCAAACUGGGGACAAGGGGCACAGCUGAACGUGAUGUGUAAGUACCUGCAAGCAGAACAUAUAGCAACCAAUUCUUGGCUCGGAACCGGAGAAGACAAGUGGAGCCACGAAGUUCUACGAGCGGUUACCGGGAGAGGGAGUCCGCAGAUCGAUUCAUUUGUCAGAAUGUGGGGGGACAUCAGCCAAGAGCUCAAUACUUUUGUUCUGGGUCGGUGUAAGACUACUAUAGCGGUAGGAAGAUUUGAUGAUCCGCAGAUUGCUGGAUAUGUGGAUAUUCUGGUUUGUUCCAUUCAGAUGCUUAUACGGUGUUCACCUCUAACCGGGCAGUAGGUCACGAGGAGUACAUAUGCCAACAAUGAAUUCCGGCUUCCGCUUGAUCAUAUCGAGCGCGUGCUUGAAGAUUUGAGGAUAAUCUCUUCACAUGGGGCGAUCCCAUCUCCGGCUCGGCUCUAUUGCGGGAUUUAUGAGAUGCCUCGUCAACCGGGCAAACACGUUGUCCUGGACUGGUCUCCACUCCGCGAGAAUUCUAAACCGCGACUCCCACUUAGGCCGGUGGAUCUUGAAUCACUUAGGGGCGGAAUAUUAAGGCUUAUUUUACGGGAUAUUUCUUCUCUCGUUUCGCUUGAGGAAGAGUUGCGAAUAAUGUGGGGCGGGGGUGGGGGACCUCAGUUCUUGCCCCCACUGACACCGGGUAUGAAUAAUCUGAGAGCUUCAAUUUCAUUCAGUACAAUACCUUACUUAUGUGAAUGGAACUUAGCGGAAACCCACUGCAAGAAAGUAGAGGUAGGCUCUGUACUCGUGCAUUGGAAUUCUACUCUCAGACUACUCGCUUACAGUAGACCAGUUGCUGGUGCGCCUUUGCCUAAUAUUCUCGGAAUAUGCUGCAAUGACCAAAUGCGUUAAAUGGGCCAAUGAUUCGGCGCCGCAGAAUUGUAAGAUAUUCCACCCUACCCCGCCAUGGAGUCAUCCCUUCUGACGUAAUACAGGGAAUCAGAGAUUUUGGGCGACGGCUCUGCUGGAGCAAAUGGAGUUCAAAUCCUCGUACGAGCAGAACAUCGGAGUUCUUCUUGACACCAAGUCUGAGCUCAAGACCCAAAUGAAAAAAUAUCGCGUAUUGUGCUCAGGCUUGUGUGGGAAUGACAUAACAGAGCAUAGGAUAGAAUCUGCCGUUGAAAUGGGUCUGAGGACUUGUGUGUCUUCGCUAUUAGCUCAAUACCAAACAUCGCUAUUUCUAGGUAUGUGGAAUUACACACGGGGAUUUUUGCAGGCAGGCAUAAUCGUACUCUAACAAGCAACAGACUAUAGAGGCCAGUGGAUGAAAACUUUUCUGGCAAUGCGCACCCGGUUAGUUGACAAAAGGAGCUCGGGCUUCAGAUCCGGCUCCGAAAUGGUAACUUUAGUCAAUCGGCUGGUGUUGGAGACCGAAGCUGGGGAUUUUCCCGGAAGAUUUGUACUUUUGGCUCAUCCACUUACCUUAUGGUUUAUCUGCUAACUUUAAUAUAGUGCGAAAAUAUUUAUAGGACCCUAGGUGCUCUUGCGAGACUAAGAAACGCGCUAAACUUUUACUUAAGCUCCGUCAUCUCUCUUUAUGAGGAGUUGACCCUAUCUUUGGUAAGAAAGUGAUUGGUAUAUGGGGCUUAGCACUAACGGGAUUAGAUUUUCCUGGUACGGCCUUACCAGUUUCUCAUUCCCGAUUCCUGGCAUCGUUUAUAUUUCAAUCGAUGGGAAAGAAAACAUCGGUCACCCUCGGUUCUAGAAUGCUUCCUGUACCAGCAGUGCCUGGCGAAAGUUUGUUUAAGCUUCUGCGAGAUGGUUAUAAAUAUAGAGGGAAAGGGUACCAGCGAGAUUGCUUUGGGUCGGCGAAGUGUUAACCUGAUUGUUGUCUGCCUUAUCAACUUGGGGACUUUUUACCCACGACCACAGGAAUAUCGUGAACUAUGGAAGAAGUCACAAGAGGUUUGCCUUUCCUCAUAACAUGGGCUUGGGGGCUGCGGCACGCUUAUUCUUUACUCAGGUUUUCUGCUGUGGCAGACUAAAUAUCAGUGGUAUCCGGGAGCUUCCUGAAGAUGAGCUCAUAGUGCACCUGGCAAAAGCCUUCCGGGAGUGCGGAGGGAGCGAUACAAUCCGCCUUGUGAGGGGCCACCAAAGAUGGGUCGACUCUUUUGCCGGGAUUCCGUUGAAAGAAAACGGGAUAUCCGUAGUGAGAAGCAGCCCUGUAAAAGAGAAAAAAAGACAUCUAUGGGGAACGAGCGAAUGCAAAGUUACAAGGCUGCUCAACGCCGCGUAUAUUUUAACAGCUUUUUGGAAACUGAAUGGGCCGAGAUAUGUGGAGAAGAUGAAGGUACGCAGGCAGCGCUAUGCUGCACGUAUUUUGACGGCUUUUUGGAGACGAAAUGGUCCAAGUUUCUUGAAGAGGAUGGAGGAACGCAGGAGGCAGGUCAACGCUGCACGAAUUGUGACGGCCUUUUGGAAACUGAAUGGGCGGAAAUACGUGGAGAAGAUGAAAGGGCGUAGGCAGCGCCACGCUGCGCGUAUUUUGACAGCUUUCUGGAGACGGAACGGGCCAAGGAUUUUGGAGAGGCUAGAGAGACGCAGAAGGGAGCUCAAUGCAGCACGCAAGCGGUCAUCAUUUUGGAAACUGGACUGGCUAAGGUUUUUCCUGAAGCGAUGAGGAAACACAGGAGGUACUUUGCCCCGGAGGUGCGAAUAUUCUCGGAAUCAUUCUUCGCUGGUGGAUAUGAGAGACAAAAGCUCCACACAUUGAUGGCGGUGCUUCGUUUUUUUUCUAUUUUUUUCCCUUGUUUCUUUCUCGGGGCCGCUAUGUCAGAUUAGUAAUGGGGGGGGAGGUUUACUUUUAAUCUCUUGGAUCACGGGAUUUAGUAUUUUUGUGGUUUACCUCAACAUUAACAAAUCCUAAAGAACUUUGCUUG